Molecule: messenger RNA, 1381 nt
Organism: Eriocheir sinensis (Chinese mitten crab)
Lineage: Eukaryota; Metazoa; Arthropoda; Malacostraca; Decapoda; Varunidae
Gene: pch2
Product: pachytene checkpoint protein 2 homolog
Exons: 9
Coding region: 91-1380 (429 amino acids)
Biological process (GO): reciprocal meiotic recombination; meiotic recombination checkpoint signaling
Cellular component (GO): nucleus; chromosome
Molecular function (GO): ATP binding; ATP hydrolysis activity
Source: RefSeq, a predicted model, not a curated record
AAAUCCAUAGGCUCGUGGUCCUUUAUGGAGGGUCCCUGCCUUCAAAAACAAACAUUGGUGUAAAUAUUUCACCUUUUUCUCAAUUUCAAGAUGUCCACGCCAAUUAAACCCCCAUUACACAUCGAAAUAAGAAAGACCAGGACCAGCCAGCUCAGUCCCGCCAGCAUCACCGAGGGCGCCCUGCAGUACCUCAGGGGUCAAAGGUCACUCAGCUCAGCCACACUCAUCCGUGACCUCCCUCAUGACCUCCAGGGACACGUGGAGGUCAUCCGGGUCUGUGAGGUCGAAGGUCACCCGGAUAGGAAGCACAUAGACCCCAGCACCGUCACCCUACACCCCCACCUCUACACCCUCGAAAGCUUUGGCCCCAGUACGGAGGAGCUGGGGGAAGGCGGGGGCGGCCGGGGGAGCGAGGGGGGUGAGGGCGGGGGCAUACCAGCCGCCACUCACUGGGUCUUGCCGGCAGUGGAGUUCGAGGGUCUGUGGGAGGCUCUGGUCUAUGAGGGCGGCAUUAAGGAGCAGCUCCUAAGGUUCGUGGAGGCCUCCCUGCUAUUCUCCGACAGGGGCACCGACAGGGUCAUCCUCCCCUGGAACAAGGUGGUACUUCUUCACGGCCCGCCUGGCACUGGCAAGACCUCCCUCUGCAAGGCCCUGGCACAGAAGCUGAGUGUUCGUCUAGACCGCCGCUACAAGUACGCCCAGUUGGUGGAGAUAAACUCACAUUCGCUGUUCUCAAAGUGGUUUUCUGAGUCCGGCAAACUGGUCCAGCGCAUGUUCGGUCAAAUCGUGGAGCUUGCCGAAGACCCGUCAGCCCUGGUAGUGGUGCUGAUUGACGAGGUGGAGAGCCUUGCCAGAGCCAGGGUCAGCGCGUCCUCUGGGGCCGACCCGAGCGAUGCCGUGAGGGUGGUCAACGCUGUUCUGACCCAGCUGGACUACAUCAACGGGCUGCCCAAUGUCCUAGUGUUCACCACAUCCAACAUCUCCGGCACGCUGGACCUGGCCUUCGUGGACCGGGCGGACAUCAAGGAGUACAUCGGCCACCCUUCCACCGCGGCAAUCUACCACAUCUACCUCUCAUGCCUGGCGGAGCUGCAGCGGACGGGUAUCGUGUCGGACUCGGAGACGCUGUUCACCCUGCGAGACUUGGAGACCAUGAACAUGAUCGUCAAUGAGGCGACGCGCUCAUCGCUCACCCUCAUGGAGAUAGCUAAGUCCAGCUCUGGGUUCAGCGGCCGCACCCUUCGCAAGCUCCCCUUCCUGGCCUACGCCCUGCACGGACCCUGCCCCCAGACCGGCCUGCCCCUGCCUACCUUCCUGCAGGCCCUACGCAGCGCUGUGGAUAAGCAGCACCGGGAUAUGGCUGCCGUGGGGGGAGGGUGAG